Molecule: messenger RNA, 2901 nt
Organism: Trichophyton benhamiae CBS 112371
Lineage: Eukaryota; Fungi; Ascomycota; Eurotiomycetes; Onygenales; Arthrodermataceae
Product: sugar hydrolase, putative
Exons: 3
Coding region: 1-2901 (966 amino acids)
Biological process (GO): carbohydrate metabolic process; N-glycan processing
Cellular component (GO): glucosidase II complex
Molecular function (GO): carbohydrate binding; alpha-glucosidase activity
Source: RefSeq, a predicted model, not a curated record
AUGGCGCCGUCACGGGCAAGCCAUCCACGAUGGUCAUUUAUCCUGGUGAUAGUCACCAUCGUCUCAUUUUUGGCUGUUCCAGCAGUCAUGGUUAAACAUGAGAAUUUCAAGACGUGCUCCCAGUCCGGCUUCUGCCAGCGCAACAGGCAGUAUGCAGAUAAUGCAGCCGCCCAGGCCUCCGCAUGGACCUCUCCUUUUCAUCUUGAGGCCGGCUCUUUAACGUUUUCGGAUGGUCAAUUGCUUGGAACCGUCAUCAAAACUGUAGGAAACGAUGAGAAAGUGCGGUUUCCGUUGGUGGUGUCGUUCCUGGAAUCCGGGGUAGCUCGCAUUACUAUCGACGAAGAGCGACGAAUGAAAGGAGACAUCAAAUUACGGCGUGACAGCACUGUCAGGAAAGAACGUUAUAAUGAAGCUGCAAAAUGGGCAAUUACUGGAGAUAUGAAACGUUCCUCUUCCGCUGAGUUUACUACCGACGAGACCUCAGGUACCACCAAAGUCCAGUAUGGCCCUGAUAUGAAGUUUGAGGCUGUCAUCAGGCACUCUCCAUUUGAAGUUUACUUCCAGAGAGAUGGUCAGACUCAAGUACAGCUAAAUUCGAAGGGACUUUUGAACAUUGAGGAAUGGAGACCGAGAAACGACAUCAUCGAGCCUGGGUCCGAAUCCACUCCCGAUGUCUUGGACGAUAGUACCUGGUGGGAUGAGUCGUUUGGAGGAAACACGGAUUCUAAGCCAAGAGGGCCAGAGAGUGUUGCGCUGGAUAUCAGCUUCCCCGGCUACGAGCAUGUUUUUGGCAUUCCCGAACACGCUGACUCCAUGUCUCUAAAACAAACAAGGGGUGGAGAAGGCCAGCAUACCGAGCCAUACCGAAUGUACAACUCGGAUGUAUUUGAGUAUGAGCUGAACAGCCCAAUGACUCUAUAUGGAUCAAUCCCUUUCAUGCAAGCUCACAGGAAAGAUUCUACGGUCGGCGUUUUCUGGCUGAAUGCUGCGGAGACCUGGGUUGAUAUCGUCAAGUCGACCCUUCUUCCCAACCCAAUGUCUAUAGGAGUAGACGCAAAAACCACGACUGAAACUCAUUGGUUUUCGGAAAGCGGUCAGUUGGAUGUCUUUGUAUUUCUUGGCCCAACUCCUGAUACCAUUUCGAGGACCUACGGCGAACUUACCGGUUUUACUCAACUCCCCCAGCAGUUUGCCAUUGCUUACCACCAAUGCCGCUGGAACUAUGUUACCGAUGAGGACGUCAAGGAUGUCGACCGCAAGUUUGAUAUGUACCAAAUACCAUAUGAUGUUAUCUGGCUUGACAUCGAAUACACUGAUGGAAAGAAAUAUUUCACCUGGGAUCCUCACACCUUCCCUGACCCGCUUAGCAUGCAGAAACAACUUGACGCCUCUGAACGCAAGCUGGUCUAUAUUAUCGAUCCUCAUAUUAAAGUUGAGGCAAACUACCCUAUCGUUGAUGAAAUGAAGAAGAAAGAACUCGCUGUUCUGAACAAGGAUGGGGAUAUUUACGAGGGAUGGUGUUGGCCUGGUUCAUCUCACUGGGUAGACUGCUUCAAACCGGCUGCAAUGGAAUGGUGGGCCAACCUUUUCAAAUAUGAAAACUUCAAGGGAACAGCAUCCAACUCAUGGUUAUGGAACGAUAUGAAUGAGCCUUCUGUCUUCAAUGGACCCGAAACAACCAUGCCAAAGGACAACAUACACCAUGAUAGAUGGGAGCACCGUGAUGUCCAUAAUGUCAACGGAUUAACGUUCGUCAACGCUACUUACAAUGCACUCAUUGAACGUAAAAAGGGAGAAAUAAGGCGCCCUUUCGUCCUCACUCGAUCAUUUUAUGCCGGAUCUCAGCGUAUGGGUGCAAUGUGGACCGGUGAUAACCAGGCAGAGUGGAGUCACUUAGCUGCUUCGAUUCCUAUGGUUCUUAAUAACGGAAUUGCUGGCUUCCCCUUUGCUGGAGCAGACGUCGGAGGAUUCUUCGGUAACCCAAGCAAGGAGCUUCUGACCAGAUGGUACCAGGCAGGUGCUUUCUACCCCUUCUUCCGUGCCCACGCACACAUCGACACCCGUAGACGAGAGCCGUACAUGGUUGGUGAGCCAUACCGAGAUAUCAUUACACAGGCACUCAAGGUCCGAUAUCAACUUCUGCCAGCAUGGUACACGGAGUUCCAGCGUGCUUCGGUCAACGGCUCUCCCAUCCUUCGACCACAGUAUUACGUUCACCCAUCGGAUGAACAAGGAUUUGCUCUCGAUGACCAGUUCUACCUCGGCCAUACUGGCCUUCUGGUCAAACCGGUUGUUACUCAAGGUUCCACCAGUGUUGAUGUUUACAUCGCCGACGAGGAGAAGUACUAUGACUACUUUGAUUUUACCAUUUACCAGGGCGCCAACAAGAAGCAUACCAUCAAUGCUCCAUUGGAGAAAAUUCCUAUUCUCAUUCAGGGCGGCCACAUAGUUCCGAGAAAGGACAGACCACGACGAAGCAGCGGGUUGAUGAAAUACGACCCAUACACCCUUAUCGUGGUCCUUGAUAGCAAGGGCCAAGCCGAGGGAGAACUAUAUGUGGAUGAUGGUGAAACAUUUGACUAUAAGCAAGGAGCAUAUAUCCACCGUCAAUUCUCCUUCUCAGGUUCCAGUCUCUCUUCCAAAGAUCAGUCCAUUAGUGGCUCCAAAACGAACCAGUAUCUCAAGGCUAUGGCAGAAGUACAUGUUGAGAAGAUCGUUAUUGUUGGGGCCCCCAGUAGCUGGAAGGGCAAGGACAGUGUUUUGGUGCUUGAAGACGGCGCAAAGUCUGGUAUCAAGGCCAGCAUGAACUGGUAUGAUGCCGAGAGUGGAAAGGCAGCAUUUGCGAUUGUGAAGAAACCUGGGGUUUCUAUCGCCAAGUCAUGGAAGAUUGACUUUGCUUAG